AUGGCGCUGGAACUUUUUCACCAGCUGAAUCACAUAUGGCCAAUGGUUGCCGUCGGUCUGGUGACAGUUUUAGCUGUUGCUUUAUUAAGCAAAGCCAUCAAGUUCAUCAAAUUGUUCAGGUAUUUCCAGGAGUUUCCUGGAGAGUCCAGUUACUCCAUCAUCUCCGGGAAUCUUCACAUGCUUCCGAAGACUAGCGAAGGAAGGAUAGCAUACGGCCGUAACAACAUGGACAGCAAGAACCCAAAGUAUGUACGUUUCUGGUCAGGACCUGUCCGGCCAUCUAUAGUAGUCUAUCAUCCAGAGACGGUCAAGGCCAUUCUCAAAUCUUCAGCCCCCAAAUCUCGUGGCUUCGGCCAGAUCUAUGAACACGCCAUCCCCUGGAUCGGAGAAGGCUUGAUUUCUUCCAACGGAGCCAUCUGGGCCAGGUCAAGGAGAUUGCUGACACCAGCAUUUCACUUUGACAUUCUGAAGCCUUACAUUGAAGUCUACAACAAGGCAGCUGACAUAUUGUUUGAGAAACUGGAUCAGUAUGCAAAGUCUGGAGAAAGCUUUGAUAUAUGCCCUCUGUUGACCUUGUGUACCCUGGAGGUGAUUCUGAAAUGUGCCAUGAGUUAUGAGGGAGAUGUUCAACGACAAGGGCCGAAUGAGUAUGCCAAGGCUUCUACAGAGCUUACCCAGGCUUGGGCCCUAAGAUCAAGGACCCCAUGGCUGUGGCCGGACUUUAUUUUCCGUCUCACUCCGACUGGACGUAGAUUUUAUAAGAACUGUGAUUAUGUACAUAAAGUAGCAGAGGAAGUCAUUGCCAAACGAAAGGAGCUGAUUGAACGAGAAGGUCGACCCAAAGGUCGCCACCUAGACUUUCUGGACAUUCUGUUGACAGCUAGAGAUGAAGACGGCCAGCCAAUGACCUUACUCGAGAUCAGAAAUGAAGUGGACACAUUCAUGUUUGCAGGUCAUGACACCACAGCUGCAGGAGCCCCGUGGAUUCUCUAUUGUUUUGCUAAACAUCCUGAGUACCAGACACAGGUCCAGGCAGAGCUGGAUGAAGUCUUAAAAGGCAGAGACUCUGAUCAUAUUGAAUGGUCUGAUCUCCCUAAACUGAAGAUGCUCAACUUAUGUAUCAAGGAGUCAUUUCGUCUGUACCCUCCUGUGCCAUUUAUUCAGCGGUUGCUGAGUGAACCGCUGGAGAUUGGUGGCAAGUUGCUGCCUGCAGGAACAAAUGUGACCAUCCCCAUUAUCCAUCUACACAGAAAUGCACUAGUCUGGGAAGCUCCUGAUGAAUUCAGACCUGAACGCUUCCUUCCAGAAAACACCAAGGACAGAGACAGCUUUGCCUUCACACCUUUCUCUGCAGGCUCGAGAAACUGUAUAGGACAAAACUUUGCCCUGAACGAAGAAAAAGUAUUGAUCGCCAGAAUAUUGUACAGAUACAAAGUAGAACUUGCUGAUGAUGGACCUCCUGUUGAAAGAAUGGUCACAGCGGUGCUAAAAGCUGAACAUGGAAUUCACCUUCGGCUCCAGCUGAGAAAUGUUUGA
Molecule: messenger RNA, 1536 nt
Organism: Candidula unifasciata
Lineage: Eukaryota; Metazoa; Mollusca; Gastropoda; Stylommatophora; Geomitridae
Source: the annotation of a GenBank genome assembly